Molecule: messenger RNA, 1269 nt
Organism: Thyridium curvatum
Lineage: Eukaryota; Fungi; Ascomycota; Sordariomycetes; Thyridiales; Thyridiaceae
Exons: 1
Coding region: 1-1269 (422 amino acids)
Molecular function (GO): FAD binding
Source: RefSeq, a predicted model, not a curated record
AUGUCGUCCCAAUUUGUCCAGAAACACCCGCUCGCCCAGAAGCGCAUCAUCGUCACGGGAGCUGGCAUCGCCGGCCUGGCUUUCGCCCGCGCUCUACACCUGAACUGGCCUCGAGAGCACCCCAGGCCAGAUGUCGUCUUGUACGAGCGGUCGGCUGAGGUCCUCGACCGCGCCCACGAGGGUUAUACCAUGGGCAUUCAGAGAGGCUCGGGGCUGCUAGCGUUGCGAGAGAUUGGACUGCUCGAUGCCGCGCUGGAGUCGCGCACUACUGGAUCAGAUGGAUCCCAGGAGCCUGUGACCAUCUGGACAAAAGACUGGACGGAGCUGUACAAGAUGCCUCCAGCAGCUCCCACCAAGGGCGACAUGCCUCCCAGGGGUGUCCGCCUCGUGCGGCAUGCGCUGCGCCAGAUCUUGUUGGACGGCCUCCCAGAGGAGACUGUUGUCCACUGGGAGAAUGCCUGCGAAUGGGUCAAGACUAGAGAGGACGGCAAGGUCGAGAUCGGGCUGAGCGACGGCUCGACGGACGAGUGCGAUCUCCUCAUCGCGGCGGACGGUGCGAACAGCAAAGUGCGAGAAUGCCUGCUCCCCGACGAGACGCUGCAGUUCGCCGGUGCCAGGCUCUACUCAGGCACCUCUAAAUUUCCUCUGGGCAAACCCGACGCCUUGAAGACGUCUUGGGGGUUCAACGUCAGCGGCGAGGGCUACGGGUUCCUGACCUUCCCCAUCGACAGCACGACCGGCGCGUGGGCCCUGACGCACCGCAGCGCCGAGCCGAAGGGGCGGAUCCGCGGGGACGAGGCCGCCCGGCGCUACGACGAGAUCAUGGGCGACGUCCGGCGGCUGGGCGGCAUGUUCGACGAGCCCUUCGCCCAAGUCGUCGAGGCGACGGACCCCGUCACGCUGUCCGUCUUCGAUGCCAUGCACAGGCCGCCCGUCCGGCACGCGCGCCAGCUCGCCGGCGGCGCCAACGCCAUCCUCAUCGGCGACGCGAACCACGCCAUGAGCCCCUUCUCCGGCAGCGGGGCCAACAUGGCGCUCAUGGACGCCGUGGCGCUGGCGGGGCAGCUGGCGCGCUGCGCGGACCUCCGGGCCGCGAUCGACGCCUUCGACGCCGAGAGCGCGCCCCGGUCGCAGAAGGCGAUCGAUUUCUCGUGGUGGGUGAUCCGCGGUAUACAUGCCCGGGGGGUCGUUUUCUGGCUCGUCCGCGCCGUCUGCGCUGUGAUGAGUGUGUUCGCCGGGCGAACGGAUGCGAGGCAGACGAAGGAGUGA